Balaenoptera acutorostrata (minke whale) is the source of this 2950-nucleotide messenger RNA. Its product is annotated as cytochrome c oxidase assembly factor 1 homolog. The record is from RefSeq and is a predicted model, not a curated record. Gene Ontology annotation, cellular component: mitochondrial inner membrane. The transcript is spliced from 8 exons. NCBI's taxonomy places the organism in Eukaryota, Metazoa, Chordata, Mammalia, Artiodactyla, Balaenopteridae. The coding region runs from base 16 to 621 and encodes 201 amino acids. Gene Ontology annotation, biological process: mitochondrial respiratory chain complex IV assembly; mitochondrial respiratory chain complex I assembly.
GUGGUAUGUAUAUGCAUGCUUAUAGCAGCAUUAUUUGGUCUAGCUUCAUAUUGGGGAAGUGUGGAAAAUGUGCAUCUGUGCUAUAGUAGUGUGCUGGAACUUCUCUGCUGGACUCUGCAGUUGCACAAAAGCACCCUUCUUGGGCAACUUUCCUUUGAUGAUUUUCAAGGAAGCUGGGCUACGAAGUGGCAAAAGUCUCUAGGAAGCAGGAUGUCAGUGCUUCUGGGGAAACAGGUCUUUUUUACCGGCGUGGCGGCUAGCGGGGGCUGCGCCCUUUUGCACUACCUGAUACAGAAAGCUUUUUCCAGGGCUUCCUAUUACCAGUGGGCGUUGGAGCAUCUGCGCAGUCACCCUGAGGCACUGGAAGCUCUGGGCACUCCUCUCAACGUUCACUACCUCCGACUCACCGACAAGUACAACUUCGUGGACAUUGCCGAUGCAAAGCUGAAGAUCCCUGUCUCUGGACCCAGGUCAGAGGGCCAUCUCUAUGUCAGCUCAUCCAGAGACGCCCCCUUUAAGAGGUGGAACCUUCAGGAGGUCUUCUUAGAGCUCAAGGAUGGCCAGCAGAUUCCCUUGUUCAAGCCCAGUGGGGAGAACAGCAACGAGCUGAAAAAGGAGUGAAGAUUUGGCUUCCCCCUCCUUCUCUUCCUUCCAACCGGUCCCCACUCACCAAUCCAGGGAUUUAGUAAUACCUGAUGAGAUAAGGUUCUGCUGCUCCCAGUUUUGGUAAAGUUGCAUUCAGCAAAGAUGAAGCUAAGCUAAAUGACACCCACGUGAAGCAGCCAGCGCUUCACCGACGGUGGCCUCUGCCCCCUGGCACAGCGGGAAGGCCAGGGCUUGCUGAAGGCUGCUCGACUCUGCUGUUUCCAGCCUGUCGUGUGAAAAGUAUGAAGAAAUACUUACCCAUCCCUGGUCUUACAGGCGAGGCAGCGUUUAUACUGCUUGUUGGGAGGCUUGGGCAAAAGACGCUUUAUCCACAGGACGCCCCGUGAAGGGGCUGGGGGCGGUCAAGGAGGAGGUGAGGGGGUGAUGAUGGGAAGAGCCUUGCCUCCUCGGCAACCUAUCCGCCCUCCAGGCUUGUCUUUCCACCGACUUCAGCAGUUGCUCAGUCGAAAGUGCUGUCAAGAAUGUGUACAGAAAAACUGACAUUUUACGAUCCAGGGUUCAAAAGUGGGAGUUGAAAAUAUUAGAAACAUGCCUCAGUAUCAUAGAUCACAUGUGGUAUAUUAAAUGCCUUUCACUAUUAAAUAAUGAGCAUUCAAGGCAGAACUAUUAUACUUAUCUUUUAAAUUUGUGUGUCAAUAAUUACCUUGCGUCUUAAUAAGGUAAUUUCUUACUUCCAAAUUAUUUUUAUGAAGUAAGAAACUAUAGGCCAAUCCCUCUCAGGAAUGUUGCAAAAUUCUAAAUAAAAUAUUAGCAAACUGAAUCCAGUGACUGACAUACAGUAAGUGGUAUAUUGUAUUUGUCACAAAAUAUUUUGGUGCCUCUCUUGCACUGCCUCCCUUCUCUAUGGGGAGAUUAUACUUCCCUGCCUGUUGAACUUAGGCUGUGUGAUUUGUUCCGGCCAGUGAAUUGUGAGUGGAAAUGACAUGCAACUUCUGAGUAAGAAGUUUUAAGUGCCAGCCCUUGGUUUGCCACGUCUUGUUUGCUCUCUUUCCUGAGAUCGGAAAUGUUCCAGAUGGCAGCUAUUCCAAGGACCUGGGUGCUGGAAUGAAGAUGACGUGUAGCAGAGCUACAGCUGAGCCACAGUGUGACGGGGUAGCAUGAGCGAGAAAUAAACCCUUGUAAGCCCUGAGGAUCGGGGGCCGUUUUCACUCCAGCUUAACCAGACUGCACCGUGACUAAGAGAGUUUAUUCCAGGAGUGCAGGGGUGGUCCCAUAGUAGGAGCACCACCAGUUCAUCACGUUAGUAAAGCCAAGGGGGGAAUUAUACGCUGAUUUUGACAGAGACAAAAAUUAAGUAUUCACAUUAAAAAUAAAUGAGAAUUAAUAGAUAAGGGAUAUGUGUGUGUGUGUAUAUAUAUAUUAUAUUCUCAAAGCCAACAUCUUAGUUGGGAAACUAGUAGAGGUUUCUACAAGAUAAGGAUGCACUCUAUUGACUGUUAUUUAUUGUAACAUUAUAUUGUAUCCAACACAAUUAGAAAAAACAAAACAACAAACCCCAAAAAACAAGAGGCCUAAAUAUUAGAAGAGUAAGGCAAUUAAUUACUGUUUACAUAGAUUUUAUAUCUGCAAGCUGCAACGCAAUCCAUGGAUCAAUACCGAGUAUUUAGUAAAGUAGAGGAUGUAAGAUUAAUUAUAGAAACAAUAUUCUUCAUGUAAACAAAGAAUAACCAGUUAGAAGAAGUAAUGGAGAGCAGACAAUACUUAAAAUAGCAAAAAGCAAACCCAAACAAAAACUACUUAGGAAAAAAGUGAGCAAGAAAUCUGCAAAACUUGUAUGAGAGAUGUUAAAACACACUACUGAAAGGUACGAAUGUAGAACUGGACAAAGGGAAAGACACACUAUGUUCUUGGAUGGCAGGAUUCUUUAUCAUAAAGAUGUCAGUUCUCCCUGAGUUAAAUUUAAUGUGAUGAUACCAGGGAUUUUUAAACGUUAGACAAGCUAAUUAAUUAUAAAUUCCUUUGGAAGAAGAAAUAAGCAAAGAUAGCUAGGAAAUCCCUGCAAAGGAAGAGUAAGGAGGGGGGGGGGCUAGUCUUACAGACAUUAACACAUAUUUGUAAAUAAAAUAAUGAAGUGCUGGCACAUGAAGAGACAAUGCAAUGAAAAUAUAGACAUGCAUAUGGAAAUCUGGUUAUGGUAAAGCAGCAUCUAAAUCAGGGAGGGAGAGGAAGACAUUUGAAAAGUGAUGUUGGAACAACCUGAUAGCCAUAUGCAAAAAGAUGAAAUUGGAUCCAUUGCUCACCAUACAUUCCAAUUGGAUCAAAAGAUCUAAAUGUAAAAAUGAAA